Messenger RNA from Solanum dulcamara, 511 nucleotides. Its product is annotated as RNA polymerase II transcriptional coactivator KIWI-like. Gene Ontology annotation, biological process: positive regulation of transcription initiation by RNA polymerase II. Gene Ontology annotation, cellular component: nucleus; transcription regulator complex. Gene Ontology annotation, molecular function: DNA binding; transcription coactivator activity. The transcript has 3 exons. The record is from RefSeq and is a predicted model, not a curated record. NCBI's taxonomy places the organism in Eukaryota, Viridiplantae, Streptophyta, Magnoliopsida, Solanales, Solanaceae. Bases 33 to 344 code for a protein of 103 amino acids.
CAAAAGCACCUUUUUUUGUAUUUGCAGAAGAAAUGUCGAGAAGGUUCGGAAAGAGAAAGGAAGAAAAUGAGUACGCUUCUGAAGGCGACAAUCCUCCUAAGAAAUCUUCCAGAACCGAUGAUUCUGACGAUGAAGAUGGCAUCGUCGUCUGUGAGAUUUCUAAGAAUCGAAGAGUAUCAGUUAGGAGCUUUGGAGGCAAGAUAAUUGUAGAUAUUCGGGAGUUUUAUGUUAAGGAUGGCAAGCAAAUGCCCGGCAGAAAAGGCAUCUCAUUGAGCAUGGAUCAGUGGAAUGUACUCAGAGAUCAUGCAGAUGAAAUUGAUAAAGCUGUCGCUGAGAACAGUUAAAUGUUGGAAACCGCUAUCAUGUAGUUGGUGUAUAAUGUUAUUUUGGAAUUGGAACUAGGAGAUGUUUUUCCUUGGUAAUGUUGUAGAUUAGAUUAUGGAUAAAACAAGCUCUGUUUAAACAUGUAGUACAGUUUGGUGUGUCCUAUAUGCAUGUACUCUUUUCCCGA